Hydatigera taeniaeformis is the source of this 2472-nucleotide messenger RNA. The record is from the annotation of a GenBank genome assembly. NCBI's taxonomy places the organism in Eukaryota, Metazoa, Platyhelminthes, Cestoda, Cyclophyllidea, Taeniidae.
AUGCAUUCCAGCAAGGUUCUUGGUGCAUUGAUUGUUCUAUUACAUACCAUAAUUGGAAGUCCCAACCAAGGAACUUUGGCACCCAAGCAUGAAUCCGAAGAAUGGAUUCCGUCGGACAUUUCUAUAGCUUAUCUAAAUUGGAUUAAGGAGCGAAGGGCAGUUGUUUCGACUACAUUGCCCUUAAACAUCAAAAUUGCUUCCACUGAGUCUCAAGAAAAUGAAGUUUUUUAUCAAAUUUCGAAUGCAUCCGACCUUCUCCUACGAUAUCGAGAAACGGAACGGGAACAGCGUGGAAAAGUUAUUGAAUCUCUCUUCAACACCCCGGGAUUUGAAAUAACCACUAGCAUUCCAGUUGCCCAGCCACUUUCCAGUGCUCCUCAACCAAAUGAAGGAAGGUCUUCUAAAGAGGCACCAUAUGGAAAAAUUUCAGUCGGUGUAAUCGUAAUUUUGACAAUUGUGGCCUCAAGCAUAACUAUAGGAGGAAAUAUCCUGGUGCUGGCCGCAUUCUAUGUUGAAAGAACAUUAAGAAUGCCCACAAAUUACUUUAUAGCUUCCUUGGCUGUCACGGAUGUUUUGAUCGGAAUUUUCUCAAUGAAUCUAUACAGUCUUUACCUACUUCUGGGAUACUGGCCUUUGGGUCGUUUACUUUGUGACCUUUGGUUGGGGCUCGAUUACACUCUUUGUCUAACCAGUCAAUACACUGUCCUAUUCAUAACUCUUGAUAGGUUCUUCUCUGUCAAAAUCCCGGCUAAAUAUCGCAAUUGGCGAACGGCUAACAAAGUUCUAGUCAUGAUUGCGAUCACCUGGAUUCUUCCCUCAACCAUAUUCUUCACAACCAUUCUUGGAUGGCCUUAUUUUAGCAAGCAUAACCAUGUUAGGAAGAGUGGAACCUGCUAUGCAGAAUUUUCAAGCAAUCCUAUGUUUAACACAAUUUUAACAAUCGCUUACUUUUGGGUAACACUCUCGGUCAUGACUGGUCUUUACAUUGGAAUAUACAUGGUUGCCUUACGCCUGCAAAAGAAGUCGGAAAAGAAAAUAGAAAAGGUUAAAAACUUGCUAACCAUGCCAAGCCAAAACAUUUCUUGCAAAAGUGGCGGAUCGACAGUAAAUGAGACAGAAAUGGAAUUUGGUGAAUCGUAUCAUUUGGCAAGCAGUAAUGAGACUGGUGCUCGAGUCACUUCAGGAGAGUUUGACUCCGGACCAAAUGUCCAAAAUUAUUCUAAGCAGUCCAAACUUACUUCGACGACUUUUCAGACAGGCACCGAGAAGGAGGAUAUGAUGCCAUACUGUGGCCCCGUAUCGCCACGCCACAAUUCAUCAGCAAUGGAUAAUCCAGGUCUGCCCUCCGGUGCGAAAGCAAAUGCCGUUUAUGCAAAUAACUGCUUUUUUGAGUCAACAUCGCAUCCGCUAGGCAAUUAUUCAUCAAAGGCAUCGCCAACUUCCAUAGCGGAAACUGUAUUUGUUGAUAUACGAUCACCACAUUUGAGUGAUCCAGAAAUCAUGGAUACAACAAAAAUUAUUGAAAAAAACUGUCACAGCUUUCCGUCGUCACCCGCAGUUCAUGUAUUCUCUGAUCUAGAAACAUCUUGCAGUAGUGGUAGCGAUGGGAGCAGUCUGAAGCUCAGUUUUGCAUAUUCGCAGGAGUUUCCACAUCACUCGUACAAUAGCAGUCCUUGUGGUCCCUCCGCAGCAUUUGGAAGGGAUCAAGAAUUCAACAAGAAUUUAAAUAAUUUUGCAUAUACUAUGCCAAAUUAUGAAUGUCGAUCAAUCCAAGAUGGUAAACGUAAUUCCAGUUCAGAUCAGAACAUCAAGGCUGGUAGACAGCAGGAUAGAGGAAAUGCGUCUGAACGAUGUCCUUUCACCGAUGCGCAUCCUUUGCCAUUGAAUAAAGUAACGCGACGAGUUUCAAAAGCAACUGCAGCGCGAGUGGCUCAGAUAUGGCAAGAUCGGCUUAUGAUGCAGACUCAAAGUCAAAUACAACGGGAAAAAAACCACAAACUCACUCAAGGCAGUAAAUAUCGAAGGGCCUCAGAUAUUAGUCAGAACUCAGGCAACGACACUACCGACAGCCGUGUGACAGGUAUGCCUAAAAAGCCAUCUCGGGUUGGAAAGAAGAAUGUUCUGAAUAGUUAUUUUCAUCGCGUUCAUGACACAAGUACGAGUGUCACCAGGCAAGCCCCCAUGGAGCGUGGCCGUACAGCAAAUCGAGCAAGAAAGGCCCUCAAAACCAUCUCUAUAAUUCUUGGGGCUUUCGUACUAUGCUGGACACCCUACCACAUUGUUAUUUUAAUCAAGGGAUUUUGCGACGACCCUCAAACCACUUACACCUGCGUUAACCAUCACCUCUACAGCAUUACCUAUUGGAUGUGCUACAUGAACUCGCCCAUCAAUCCCUUCUGCUAUGCUCUAGCCAAUGCUCAGUUUAAACAAGCUUUCCUUAGGAUUUUGCGAAUGGAUCUCAAUCGACGGUGA